This is a messenger RNA of Paramuricea clavata, 1449 nucleotides long. Lineage: Eukaryota; Metazoa; Cnidaria; Anthozoa; Malacalcyonacea; Plexauridae. The record is from the annotation of a GenBank genome assembly.
AUGUUGUACAACUCUAUAUAUUUUGUAAUCUGUAUCGUAACUAUAUCCAAACAAGUGAUUUCUAGCUCAAGAGAAGAUGUUCUACUCGCUGAUUAUGAAAGAAAACUAAGGAAAAUUUAUUUGUUUAACAAAAUAAUAUCGAAACACCAAAAAUCUAAGUGGUUUGUUCAAGAACAAUUCCCAGCAUUAGAAAGUUUUAAUAUAGUCUUCAAUAACACGAGGCCAGCAAUUCAAAACCCUGAUAACGAACGCUUGGAAUCUACUUUACUAAAAGCUUUCAAAGGAGAAUCUGUGAAAAUUGUUGUUUAUGGUGGAUCGAACACGGCAGCUGGUCUAUUUCCUAUCCUAUUACAACAAUGGUGGGAUGAAAACAUUACUCCAGUCAGUGGGUCCGUGUUAAAAGUAAAGAAUCUUUCCAUUGGAGGGACUUCAAGUACAUACUUUCAGUUCUGUUAUGAUAUAUAUUUAGAUGCGAACGAAGUUGUUGAUUUGUUUAUUCUGGAACUUUCAGUAAAUGAUGCAGUGGGAAAUCUUCAAAAUUCAUCAAUUCCGAGAAACUUACCACUGGAGCAGUUUACAAGGCAAUUAUUAAACCGCCCUAAUAGACCAGGAGUCUUCUUUGUUAAUUUAUAUACUUUAAUUGGUGAGCCAGCUCAAUGCAUGAAUCUGAUGGAUUUUGAUCAGGAUCUAAUCAUUGAUCACUACAACACAACUGCAAUUAAUUUACGUAAUUUGGCUUGUUCCUUUAAAUUGGGCAAAUAUUUUGCUACGGUUAAAACGUACGAUCUUAAAGAUGCGAGUGGGACAAUGCAUCUUAAUCCUAAGGGACAUGCGCAAACUGCGUUUAUGAUUGUCCAGGUAUUCAUGCGAAUAUUGAAGAAGUUGAUCCAUAAUGUAAAAAUUUUAAAGAAGUCGGUUCAAUCUUAUAUAACUCCAUUCACCUCAGUUGGAACUUUAAGUAAUGCCAUUACAACACCUCAAUGUUGGGCAAGUUUAACUCCUAAUUACAACUCCGAGCUACGAAGCACUCUACAGCUAAAAAAUGUUAAAUCCAAUGGAUUUGUCUAUAUUCAGGGUAUUAGAAUAAAAACAUCUUCUUAUUCAAGCAAAGAAGAACGUAAAGAUGCUUAUGGCGGGCUUUCUGCAAGAGAAAAAGGAUCUGAAGUGACAAUCUUGUUUACUGUUGUAGCAGGACAUCCUCACAUCUUACGUUCGGUUGGCGUAAUAUCACGUUUCUCUACAAGCGGUGGAGAAGUGGAUGUUUGGUUGGAUAACGACUACUCAAAGCGAACUAAUAUUAAACUUCACGUAAACGCUGAACAAACUGCUGUCAGGAUAAUUGGGACACAAGUCACCCCUGGGAAUCAUACAUUAACAAUGCAUGUUGUGAAGAAAGGAAUCGCAGUUCUGGUUGGGGCAGUUGUUGGUCCUCCUGACGGGCCAUGGUAA